This is a messenger RNA of Tremella mesenterica DSM 1558, 1470 nucleotides long. RefSeq lists its product as uncharacterized. NCBI's taxonomy places the organism in Eukaryota, Fungi, Basidiomycota, Tremellomycetes, Tremellales, Tremellaceae. The coding region runs from base 1 to 1470 and encodes 489 amino acids. The transcript has 5 exons. The record is from RefSeq and is a predicted model, not a curated record.
AUGUCAACCACACAGACGACCUAUCAACGCUCUCGUUACACCGCCUCUCAAGACGCUCAAGAGUCUACCUUCGGUAUGUCUGGUCUGUCUAUCAACACAUCGGGCACGGCGACGCCGACUCAUGGCAAAUCUUACUUCCCACCUUACCCUUCUCGCCGAUCUUCAGGUAUAUCUGAUUUCGGGUCACCCACGAGCCCCUUCCACGAAAAACGACUCUCGCUUGGUGAUGGUGCAAUCUGGAAUGGUCAACAAUUCGUUUCUCCGACUUCACCGGAAUACGUCUCGUCGACUUCACCUACUUCACCCAAGUCACCGUCUGCUCUAUUAGAAAGGCCUUAUAGACAUAUGAUGGAACCGACUUCGCCAACGGAAGAGACGGAUGAAGAGGCGAACUGUGCUUUCAAUCAGUUGCGGACGAAAUCCAUGGUUCGGAGACAAUCACUAUUGAGGACGAUGAGUUUCCCCGAUCAAGAAAAGGAAGUUUCGCACUCCAACAAUGGCGACGAUGAGGCCGAGGCCAAGACCGCCGACCAAUCGCGAGAUGAUCCAAAAUCGGAGCGAACGAUGAGCUCCCCUGUCAUUCCACCUGUCACGGAAAGUCCCGCCUCCUCCGCACCGCGUACCACGACCUUUACGGAUGCGCCCGAUAAUCGCUGGCGAGACGUCAUGGGAUACGGCAAGGAGCCAAGCGUACUCCCGUUGAAUUCUGAACACAUUGAUCCCCAUCGUGGGGGUCCCUUCGUCCUAUAUAGAACGACCAAGGAUGGAGGAGAAGGGUCAAAGACUUCGAAAAAGGCUUCAAAGGCGUCUCCGAAAACAGACUCAAGACGUGAUUCACAGGAUGAGAAAAUUAGCGUGACAAUCCCCCCCAAAUCUGGCGGAUCCAGUACACCAUCACCGGGAAGGGGUGGCUCAUUUAGGGUCCUGGAACGUGCACCAUCCAUAGCACUGCUUGCCGGUCAAAUAGUGUCUGCCCCAUCGUCCCCCACUCAGACUCAACACGGGACAUCUAAUGUGCCUGGCACGUCAUCCUUGAGGCGGAAACCUGAGGAUGGUACAAAGACAAGUCAUGAUUCUCAGGACAGCCCAACAUCUGGCCCGACAGAAAUGGAACAAUCUCGAGUGUCGUCGCCGUGGACUGGUGUCUUGAAAGCGUCUGAGAGUGGUCCGUCAGAUGGUGCAGCCGCUCCGGACACCACGACUGGCCUCGGGACUGGGGAGGCCACCACGUUCUUUGGUGUGCUUUCCGAAGAAACGAAAGAUGUUGACGACGAUCCGAGUUCAUCGGUCGGCGAGUUAACACUGCUUUCGAGCGGAUGGCGUGGUUAUGAUCCGUCCGGACGUCGAGGUGGAGAUGUGGUGAGAAAGUUGAAAAUAUCAGAUGACGCCUUGACCGCCGUGCCCACCGCAGAGGAUACCAAUGGGUUCUCUGGAGAUCUCCCUGUCAAUGACAGUGGGAAAGAUGAUUAA